Molecule: messenger RNA, 529 nt
Organism: Erythranthe guttata (spotted monkey flower)
Lineage: Eukaryota; Viridiplantae; Streptophyta; Magnoliopsida; Lamiales; Phrymaceae
Source: RefSeq, a predicted model, not a curated record
UGGAAUUAUAACAAACGCGGAGACGACGACGAUGCAGUUCCACGUGUUAGCUGUCGACGACAGCGUAAUCGACAGAAAGUUGAUCGAGAGGCUUCUCAAAACUUCUUCUUAUCAAGUUACUGUUGUGGAUUCUGGUGUGAAGGCUCUAGAGUAUUUAGGGGGUAGUUGUAAUUAUCCAAACAACAUGCAGGAAGUGGAAGUGAACUUGAUUAUCACCGAUUACUGCAUGCCGGGAAUAAAUGGUUACGAUCUUCUCCGAAAAAUUAAGGAAUCGACAACAUUAAAGAAUAUUCCGGUAGUAAUAAUGUCGUCGGAGAAUAUUCCGUCGAGGAUAAACAAUUGUUUGGAGCAAGGAGCAGAAGAAUUCUUCCUAAAACCAGUUAAACAAUCUGAUGUGAAUAAACUGAAGCCACAUUUAAUGAGAGGAAAAGGGAAAGAAAAUCAGCCUAAUUUUGUUGUUAACAAGAGAAAGCCAAUGGCAGAAUGCCUCUCACCUGAUAGAAUAAGAACAAAAUACAACUAUAUAUAG